AGCAAUGGCUUUGAUUGCAUUUAAGAGAAUAUAAGUUACAUUGUGCUUGUGUAUAUAAUCUGGUUGUAUAUUGUUUAGAAAUUACAGAAAAAUUGUAUGAAUCUAAGUUUGAAUUUUAUUUUAUAUUAAAGUUGGAGAGAAAUCAAGUGCCAUGUGGUAAGCUCAGAUGGUAGCACAUGGCUUCUCUAAUUCCAAUGUAAUUAGUACAAGGUAGGAAACUAGGGGUAAGGGUUUCAAAGGCUUUUUUCAAUUCAAUCAGUUAAACAUUAUUUAGUGUUAAACAUUAUUUAUUAUAGUAAUCAAAACCCUCUCUUUUUUUUAAGCCCAAUGCAGGACUUGGAAACUGUGAUUUUUUCAUGACACAAAACUUCAUACUAUUUUCAUUACAAAUACUAUGAGCUAUUAAUAUUUUAGCUUUACCUAACAAUUAAUUAACCCUCUUCUCUUCCAUUCAAAUUUUUAUUAGUUUCUGAAUAUUACAUAUAUGUUAUGUUAUGUUGUUACCUUUUAUUGAUAAGUUCUGGCAAAAAAAUGUGAAGUAAUAAUAAUCCUUAUCCAAUUUGAGUUAGAAAAAAAAAACAAGAUUAACUCUUAAACAAAGGAUUAUUACUACUAAAACCCUUAAUUGCACCUUAACUAUUUUUUUUUCCAUACUUUUUUUGCCAUUUAUAUAUGGUGUGUGAAAGCAAAGUUUCUAAUAAAAUGUUUUCUUAUUAUUAUUUGUGUUUAUUCAAGAGUACUACUACACAUUCAUUUUCAUGGAUGAUUUUUCUUGUUCUCUUGAUGAUUUUUUCCAGUUACCUUCUGAUUGGAUUUGGUUUUUUAUAUAUCUUCUACACAUCUAUGGUAGUGAUGAUUUUCUCUACUUUUCUCUAUAUUGUAUCAAAUCACAAAUCACUAGUACAUGUUGAUAAAUUUUUAGAAGAAAAAUUUGUAAGUUGUGAUGAUGAAGAAGAAGAGGAAAGUAAUUCAAAUCAAUUUGAAACGGUUGCAUCUACUGAUGAACCGUUGCAAAAUGAAGCACUGGAAAAAUUUAAUAUCGAUGAUGUUUCUGAUUACACGACUGUGUCACAAGAUUUGGUGUCAGAAAGUGAAAACAAAGAUCACCAGUCAACUUCUGAGACAUCUGAAGUUGAUUGGAGAUUCGGAUUUAGAUAUGAUUUAGAUCACAAUCAAAGCAUUGAUUACUCAGAUGGAUCAAUUUCUGAUGAAGAAAGUCUCAUAGAAAUUGAACUUCUUCCAAGUGGACAUUAUGUGGAUGGUAAGAACUUUUUCAGUGAACAAAGUGUAAUGGAAUUGUUAUCAGAAUUCAAUGAAGUGAGUGAGGAAGAAAACUUUAUAGAGAUUGAUAUAUCCAUGGGUUCCAUCAAGUAUUCAAGGUUUGAAAUUAAAGCAUGAUUUUAAUAAUUAUCACUAUCAUUAUAUAUAGUAAUAGUACUUUUUUGAAACUACUAAUCUUAUGUGUUGUUAUUUGCUUCAUAGACUUUGGUUACCUAUUAAAGUUCAUGUAUUAUUUAUCACUGCUUUUUGACUUGUUAAUUAAUUAAAGUUGUAAAAGCUUGUUGUACCUA
Cicer arietinum (chickpea) is the source of this 1571-nucleotide messenger RNA. The record is from RefSeq and is a predicted model, not a curated record. Lineage: Eukaryota; Viridiplantae; Streptophyta; Magnoliopsida; Fabales; Fabaceae.